This is a messenger RNA of Acanthaster planci (crown-of-thorns starfish), 4677 nucleotides long. RefSeq lists its product as uncharacterized. The record is from RefSeq and is a predicted model, not a curated record. Gene Ontology annotation, molecular function: calcium ion binding. NCBI's taxonomy places the organism in Eukaryota, Metazoa, Echinodermata, Asteroidea, Valvatida, Acanthasteridae.
AGGAACUACAUUCACACCUGGCACAACUACACAAAUACAGUACACGGCAACUGAUGCGGCAGGAAAUACUGCAACUUGCACAUUCACUGUAGAGAUCCAGUCAGCGGACACUACACCACCUAUAAUUACAUGUCCAAGUAGCAUAGUACGCUCAGCAACUAACAAUGUGGUGACAUGGUCACCUGCAACUGCCACUGACAGUGGGCAACAGGGGGUAACAGUCACACAAAGCGGGGGACCGGCCUCAGGAACUACAUUCACACCUGGCACAACUACACAAAUACAGUACACGGCAACUGAUGCGGCAGGAAAUACAGCAACUUGCACAUUCAAUGUAGUGAUUCAGCAAGAAACUACCCCCCCUACGAUUAACUGUGUUGCCUUGGGCGAAAUAGCCGUCACUGCAGCCGAUGCCAGUGGAUCAACAGUUACCUGGCCCACGCCUACUGCAUUUGACGCCAGUGGCAUUGCCUCUGUUCUGCCAUUCCCUGAAACUCAAAGCAGCUCGGGGAGUUUUUUCCCAUUCGGACCAUACGCCAUCACAUACAGAGCUCUUGACAAUGCGGGCAAUGCUGCAACUUGUGAUGUUACUUUUUCUGUCGUUGAUAGGGUGCCUCCAGUUUUUAAUUGUCCAUCCACCUUGAUGAGGGAGAUACCUGUUGGAAGCAACCAAGUCGUUAUCAAUUUUCCCGCCCCAACGGCCACGGACAAUUCAGGAGCGGUUCCUUCGGUGAGACUGCAGGAUGGCAGCCAAGGGCCUGGCCAGUCCUAUGGCCCAGGAACAAUAACUGUCACCUACGUGGCUACUGAUGGCAACGGCAAUUCAGCCAUUUGCACUUUCAAUGUUGUGAUCUCCGCAGCAGUUGACACAGUACCUCCUGUGCUCACCUCAUGCCCAACCACCAUGUUGCGCGCCGUAGAACUCGGUACUGGAGACACGGUCCAAGUUAACUGGAGUGCUCCGACAGCUACUGACAACUCCAACUUGGACGUCAAUGUCCAACUUAUACGUGGCCAAACACCAAACAGCGUUUUCAGUGCAGGGGUAUACGACAUUGCCUACAGACUGUCUGACACUUCCGGAAAUUUUGUGGACUGUGAAUUCUGCAUUGUCGUCACCACAGCUGAUUCACUUAGCCCAACAAUAACUUGCCCGGCUGACAUUGUCCGCACCGUGGAGCUUGGAACUGCUACAGGAGAUAUUGUUUCGUGGUCGCCAGUGGUUGCGACAGAUUCCUCUGGUGGGCCAGUUGAAGUUGUCCUCCAGACAGACCGACCAUCGGGUUCCUUUUUCCCAGUGGGGCAACCUAACUCCGUGAGUUACCAAGCCAUCGAUUUGAGCGGCAACUCUGUCUCUUGUUCCUUCACCGUCACAGUCAAUUUAGAGGACACAACGCCUCCUGUUUUCACAUUCUGCCCCGGCAACAUCCUUUACUCAACGCUGACAAUUCCUGCUGGGGGAAUACAGGUCACUUGGGCACAGCCACAAUUCUAUGAUGCCUCAGGCUCGGCAAGGAUCACCUCCCAGGUCCCAGCCCCGGGCACAGCAUUCACACAACCCUUCACCCAGGUGACCUACACUGUUGAGGACAAUGGGGGACGCAGUGCUGUAUGCACUUUCCAGGUCACCCUCCUCGUUCAAAACCCGUGCACCGUUUCGCCAUGUCAAAAUGGAGGGAACUGUGUACCUACUGGCCAAGGCACUAAUGAGUACAAUUGUGUGUGCCCGCCAUGUUUCAGCGGCCCAACAUGUGCCCUCAGUGUGAAUGCUUGUCAAAAUAACAUGUGUGCUUCGGGCAGUCAGUGUGUUCCUGUGGUGGGCUCUUGUGUUGAGUACACCUGCCAGUGUAACUCUUGCUCCUACGGCCGUUUCUGUGAUCAACAGGUCGAUGGCUGCGCUAAUCACAAGUGUGAGAACGGUGGGCUGUGUAAUACUUUUGGUAACAGCUGCCUUCAAUUCUCCUGUGCCUGUUCUGGGUGCUUCCAGGGACCAACCUGCAAUGAACUUUUCAACCCUUGCAAUCCGUCACCCUGUCAGAACAAUGGUGUCUGCAGCGCCAUCCAGAACUCUUGCACUGCCUACACCUGCCGAUGCACUGGCUGCUUCACUGGCUAUAACUGUCAGAUAGCUAUUCCUGACCCGUGCCUUCAGAAUCCCUGCCAGAAUAACGGAAUCUGUCGACGGAGGGAGAACACCUGUUUUGACUAUGUGUGUGAAUGCAGCGCUGGAUUUGCAGGACUGCGGUGUGACCAAAUUGUUGUUAGAAACAAUCCUUGUAACAGCUUCCCCUGUCUCAAUGGUGCUGAUUGCGUCAACAUGGAUGGUGGCCUCGCUUACACUUGCAAGUGCCAAUCAGGCUACACAGGCACCAACUGCGGAAUACAAACAACUGAUGCUGGUGCCAUCGACUCUUGUGCUUCCAAUCCAUGUCAGUCUGGUUCCACGUGCCGCAACAGCUACCACAGUACCAGCCCUCUCAUCUAUACUGGCCAGUAUGUCUGUAACUGUAACACAUUCCUCACUGGUGUGAACUGCAACACGGCUGUUGCCACUGCACCCACCAUGAAUGUCUGUGGGACACUUUUCCGGCCUUGUGCUAACGGUGGGACUUGCAUGAACAUCUACAACAGUUACCUGCAAUCCGUGGAUUACUGCUGUGCAUGUCAGUCUGGGUUUUUCGGACAGCACUGUGAAAUACAAUUUUCUAAUCCAUGUGUUCCCAACCCUUGCUUGAAUGGUGGUGGCUGCGUGGCGAGUGGGCAGAGGUUCUCCUGCGCCUGUCCUCCAAACUUCAGCGGCAACAUCUGCGACAUUGAGGCCCCAGACACCACCCCACCUACAGUUAUCAACUGUCCGACAAGCUUUUCCUUCGAUGCUGGCUCCCAGGCAACCAUUAAUGUUCCAUGGAGUGAGCCGCAGGCUGUGGACGGGACAGUGUUUUACCGGUCACACAUGCCCAACUCGGAAUUUACGGCCGGAACGUCCACCCGUAUCAUCUACGUCUUCGCGGAUGCCGCCGGCAAUUUGGCGACUUGUGCAUUCAAUAUCCUAGUCACCCGAGCCUUAGUCGUAGACAGUAUCAUGCCGACCAUCACAUGCCCAAGUCCUCCCACCGCUAUUCUCAGAGGAGAUGCUUCGACUGUCCGGGUGACGUGGUCUCCCCCAGUCGCUGCAGACAACCAAGGACAACCUCUGGUGACAAGCAACCGCCAGUCUGGUUCCCUGUUCACCGAGGGAGUAACCCCUGUGACCUACACAGCCGCCGACUUCUCCAACAACCGGGCUACCUGUACCUUUGAUGUCACUGUUACAAGACAAGGAGGGUUCAGCAUACAAUGCCCAGCUACUGUAAAUCUACCAGUCAGUGCUGGCUUAGACUGUUACACCUACGUCCUGCCCAACCCAACUUACUCCAACACUGUUGGGGCAGUGACCCUGGGCUAUCGGCUUAUUGGUGGUGGGGCAACAAGUCGCGAGUUCUAUACCACUUUGCCCUUCUCUGGGAGUUUCCAAUACCGGGCGGUGGAUUCCGCUGGCAACCUGGCAGAGUGUACAUUCACCCUGACCAUAACCCCAGGAGUAGUAGUAGAUCCAUGCUCAUCUAAUCCGUGCCUCAAUGGAGGGACAUGUUCAGCCUCGGGUAACACAUUCACCUGUACAUGUCCUAGCGGGUUCACUGGAGUUACUUGCAAUGUUCCCAUCACAGGCCCAUGCUCAUCUAAUCCGUGCGUCAACGGAGGGACAUGUUCAGCCUCGGGUAACACAUUCACCUGUACAUGUCCUAGCGGGUUCACUGGAGUUACUUGCAAUGUUCCCUCCACAGGCCUUUCUUGUCCGCCUGUUGCUGUCUCUGGAACACCUGGGACAACCAUCACUGUUAACAUACCCGAGCCCACAGUGCCUGGCAAUACAGGAAAUGUAAACUUCUUCUACUUUGUUGGCGGUCUUCAAAUAAGCAACCCAAGAUCAUACCCCGUGACUGUUCCAGCCAGUGGGCAAAGCACCGUAACUGUAUCAAUAUUUGCCUUCGAUGGAUCCACUACACUCCAGUGCAAUUCUGACAUUGUAGUCACAGCUGGUGGUACUUCACCAUGUGGCAGCAAUCCCUGCGUGAAUGGUGGUACCUGCAAUGUGAUUGGUCAGGGAUACACCUGUACCUGUCCUCNAAGGCUUCUCUGGCAUCAACUGUCAACUUGGUUCCAACCUGUGUUCUCCCAACCCAUGUCAAAAUGGCGGUGCCUGUUCCUUGGUUGGCAGUACCUUCUCAUGCGCCUGCACAUCAGGAUUUACUGGGCUCACUUGCACGACACCCAUUGUCCUUUUCACAAUCACUUGCCAAAAUCUGAUCACGGCCUCGGGAACAGCAGGAACCACUGUCCUUGUCAAUAUUCCUCAGCCGACAAUCAGUGGGACACCUUCAGGGUCUGUCCAGGUUGUCUACUUGGAUGCAGCCAACAACCAGAUAACCAACUCAACAGCAUACCCGGUGACCGUUCCGGCAAGUGGAACAAGCAUCGUGUCUGUCUCAGUACAGGUUACUGAUGGCGCUGGGAGAUUGCAGACCUGCACUAUUCCAAUCCAAGUCGCAGCGACCACCGUAAACCCAUGCAACCCAAAUCCUUGCCAGAACGGUGGCACAUGUGCCAUUUCAGGCUCCGGGUUCUUGUGCUCUUGCC